AUGAUGAGCUUCAAGCCUAGAAUGCGUCUCUUCUCCGUCCUGCGCUCUGCCCCAGCAGCUCGCCGCCGCUUUGCGACCGAGGCGCGGUUAACCUCGGACCAUGUUCGCAUCGUCGAGGUCGGCCCACGAGACGGCCUUCAGAACGAGAAAAAGUCCAUCCCGCUCGAAACCAAACUCGAGCUGAUCCGGAAACUGGCCAAGACGGGCGUGACGACAAUUGAGGCUGGAUCUUUUGUUCCUGCAAAAUGGGUGCCUCAGAUGGCCAGCACAGCCGAGAUCUGCGAGCAGCUGCUGCAAACCCCGCCGGAGUCGGCCAACGUCAUUGCGUACAACUACCUGGUCCCGAACGUCCGGGGCCUCGAGAACCUCAUCAAAGUGCUGGACACCACCGGCGUGCCCGCCGACGCCGCGGCGACCACGACGGAGAUCUCGUUGUUCGCGGCCGCGACGGAGGCCUUCUCGAAGGCGAACACGAACUGCACGAUCGACGAGUCGCUGGAGCGCGUGCGGCCGGUGGUGGCCCUGGCGAAGACGCGCAACAUCCGCGUGCGCGGCUACGUCUCGGUGGCGCUGGGGUGUCCCUACGAAGGGCCGGAGGUGUCGCCCGUCAAGGUGGCGGACAUCACGCGCUCGCUGCUGGAGAUGGGCGCCGACGAGGUCUCCGUGGCGGACACCACGGGCAUGGGCACCGCGCCCCGCACCAUGGAGCUGCUGCAGGCGCUCCACGCGGCCGGCAUCGCCAGCACCGACCUCGCGCUGCAUUUCCACGACACCUACGGCCAGGCCCUGGUCAACACGAUCGUAGGGCUGGAGCAUGGCAUUCGCAUCUUCGAUAGUAGCGUCGGCGGGCUCGGGGGCUGCCCCUACUCCAAGGGCGCGACGGGGAAUGUCUCGACGGAGGAUAUGGUGCACACGGUCCACAGUCUGGGGAUGAAUACGGGGAUUAACCUGGAGGAGAUGGCGCGGAUUGGAGCGUGGAUCAGUGGGGAGCUAGGGCGGUUCAAUGAGAGUCGGGCUGGGAAAGCGAUUCUGGCGAGGAGUGAGGAGGAUAAAGAAGACGAACCACCAAUGCUGCCUCUCCCCGAAGCGCCCGGAGCGCCAUCUUCGUCAUGGUCCCAGUUUCGUGGACGCCUUGCGGCUCUCUUCCAUGGAGCUGACCCAAGAGUCUGUGUUGCAUUUUGGCUCUUCGGCUUGAUCAACAAUGUCCUCUAUGUCAUUAUCCUGUCUGCCGCCCUGGACCUCGUCGGCCCCGACCUCCCAAAAGGCGUGGUGCUCCUCGCCGACGUUAUCCCCUCCUUCGGCACCAAGCUGGUGGCCCCGUAUUUCAUCCAGGCGGUGCCAUAUCCCGUAAGGGUCCUGGUGUUCGUCACCUUCUCUACCACCGGCAUGCUGCUCGUUGCCUUGAGCCCGGCCUACACGGACGGCGGCCCGAUUGCCACUAAGAUUGCAGGCAUCAUCCUGUCGAGUAUGUCCAGCGGAGGAGGCGAGCUCUCCUUUAUCGCUCUCACGCAUCACUACGGCCCGUUCAGUCUGGCCUCUUGGGGCAGUGGCACGGGUGCUGCAGGCUUGGUGGGUGCUGGCGCAUACGCUUUAGCCACCACCUCUUUCGGCUUCAGCGUUAAAGCAACUCUUCUGGCCUCGGCGUGCUUGCCGGCGGUCAUGGUGAUUAGUUUCUUCACGAUUCUACCACAGUCCCCGGUGCGCUCGUUCUCGGCGCGGAGGACAGGCUACGGUUCUCGGGAGGAGCACUCAGCCGAUGACAUUGAUGAGCGGGAGCAGUUGCUCGACGAAUCGACCGAUGAGAGCCAGAGUCAGAAAAAGCCAGCUUCCCACGAGACUGGCCUUGGAUGGCAGGCAUUUAAGGCUAACCUACAGCGAUCUAAGGGACUCUUUCUUCCCUUUAUGCUCCCACUGUUGCUGGUCUAUGUCGCCGAGUACACCAUUAACCAGGGUGUCGCACCGACGUUGCUCUUCCCUCUCCAAGAUUCUCCAUUCGACCACUACCGCGCAUUCUACCCAGCUUAUAAUGCAAUCUACCAAGUUGGGGUCUUCAUCUCCCGGUCUUCGACCCCCUUCUUCCGCGUCCAUAGUCUGUACUUUCCGUCCUUGUUACAAUUUCUGAACCUGAUCCUCCUGACGCUACACUCGUUGUUCAACUUCAUCCCCAGCGUGUGGUUGGUGUUUGGGAUCGUUUUCUGGGAAGGGCUUUUGGGCGGCCUUGUCUAUGUCAGCACUUUUGCUGAGAUCGCCGAUCGGGUGCCGGUGGAGGAUCGGGAAUUCUCGCUGGGAGCCACGACGGCGAGUGACUCGGGUGGCGUCUGCAUUGCCGGUUUUAUCAGCAUGGCCUUUGAGAGUCAACUCCUUCCAACCAACUCCUAUUCUCUCCUUCUCAAUCACUUCGUUAGCGGGUUAGACCAUCUUCUGGGAAGGCCGUCCACCAAAUUCCGAAAGAUUCAGGUCCUGGCCGUGUUCGCUUUCUGGUCGCUAUACUUGACAAGGGGAAACAAGCAUGGCCCACCCGUUGUACGCAAACUCUCCUCCCGCCUCACGGAAAAGCUCAGCGUCUGGCAAACUACGGUCAUCGUCUUCCUCUGGCUCUAUGUCAGUCGCAACUUUGCGAAGAUAGUCGGCCUCGAAUGUCCAGAGCCCCUGGCAAACCUAUAUUCGCGCUCUUUCUUCCGAGCGACAUGGAUCGCCACCGCCUUGGAUGCUGGUUUUUGGACCGCGAUGAAAGUCAAGCCCAAGUGGCUGCGGGAGAUAGCAUCGCUGGUCUUCACUAUGUACUAUCUCAUCGCCGCGGAGAGGGCGGAUGAAAAGGUCCGUCGGGUCCGGGCCACGCUGACACUGGACCACAUGCGUGUCUCGUGGAACAAAGGGACUUCGCCAUAUCUCUGGGCCCUAGCGAGCCUGACCCGUCCCAGACUCACUAAAUAUGCGCCUCGGGCGAUUCGCAUUCCUCGACCGGCGUCUUCGAUAUAUGAGCAGCCGACGAAUGCGUGGCUGUAUUUUGACGGCCCGCUGAGUGCACUGCGGGAUCAGACAUGCAUUGUGUUGGACAUCCCUGGCGGGGGUUUUGUGUCAAUGAGCCCUCGGAACUCAGAGGAUAGACUGUUGAGUUGGGCCGCGCGGACAAAGGUCCCUAUUCUAAGCCUGGACUAUAAGAAGGCGCCGGAGUAUCCUUAUCCGUACGCCUUGAAUGAAUGCUACGACGUGUACCACACGAUUGUGUCCACCCGUGGGCGCUGUAUUGGACUCAAUGGACAAACCCAUCCUCGAAUCGUCGUCACGGGGGAUAGCGCUGGCGCAAACCUCGCUGUAGGCAUGACGCUGAUGGUCCUCCAAUCGGGCAGUACGGAUGCGUCACUCUGGCAAGGGCAGAAUGUCCUCCCACGGCCUGACGGGCUAGUUCUAGCCUACCCCGCUUUGAACAUGAAGAUUGAAAGCUGGAUGACGGAGGAGCAAAUGGCGCUAAUCCAGGAGAAAAGCACCCGUCGGACCAACCAGAACGUCUUGCAGCGCAAGAACAUGGACUAUCAGCGCCUCACCCCCUUCACCUCUCCCGGUACAUCAUUUGCCGACCUCCAGCAAGACUCGUGCUCCGAUAUGGACCUUGAAGCCAACGACCUCGGCGAAAAGACGACGCGCAAACUCGCCCAGCACCGGCACAAAUCCGCCAUGCUGGCUCAAGAGGCCGAGGCCACCGCCGUCGCCGAGCACCAGCCCAAGCAGAUUCGCACUCGCCUAGCAGUAUCAUCGGUGAUCUCGUACGUCCAGGACCGUGUCCUCACCCCGGAAAUGAUGCGAGCAAUGAUCAUUCUCUACAUCGGACCGCAUAACCGUCCCGACUUCAACACAGACUAUCUCCUCUCCCCGACCCUCGCGCCGGAGGCGAUCCUUGCGCGCUUCCCCAAGACGUACAUCAUCACCGGCGAACGCGAUCCUCUAGUCGACGACACAGUGAUAUUCGCCGGGCGCCUCCGUCAGGCGAAACUACGACACUUCCAAGAACGACAGGACCUCGGCCUCGAGAAAUCCCACCGCGCCUUCAACGAGAAGGACCACGUCGAGGUCUCCCUGCUGCCCGGCGUCUCGCACGGCUUCAUGCAGAUGGCCGGCUUUUUCCCUGAAAGCUGGAAACACAUCAACCGAUGCGCCACCUGGAUCAGCGAACUCUUCGCCUUGUCGGAGACCAAACCCGCCUCCUCCUCGAGCCUGUUGUCAUCUCUCCACGAUCUCACCCAACCAGCCAAGAAGAAACCCCCGCCGCUCCACAGCCUCCAGCACCUCCUCACCCACCAGCACCACAACAACCACCGCACCCGCGCCCGCAACCACAGACGCCGUCUCACAGGCGAAUCCUCCGCCGACGAAGACAAACCCCUGGAGAUGAGCAUCACCAAACUCACCCCACUGACCCCGAUGGGCAGCAAAGCCGGGGGGAGGGCCAGCUCCACCGGCCCACCCCGUCCCGAUGACGACCAUGAAGCAUCCAUCCACAAUACCUCCCUUUCACAGCCCCAAUUACCAGUAAACGGAGACACGGGUAACCCUUACCGCCUUGGCAGCGUCUCUCGCGGCCGCUUCAUCAAUUCCCCCGCCGUCGGAACUAGAAGGCAGCACCGCGUGCCCGCCAAGCUCAGUCUCCCACCGGAGGAUUUCGAGUGCGAGGAAGAGGAAGAGGGACAUGUCUCGCACUACUUCCAGAGUCCCGUGGCGACCAUCCCCCUGCGCGAGAGGAAUCGAAGCAUGAACAGCCUGGCGAGCGAGGAGGAUCUGCUGGAUCGGCGCAUGACGGGGCUGGCCGGGGGGUUGAUGGGGAUCGGGGAGGGGGCACGGACGCCAUAG
This is a messenger RNA of Aspergillus uvarum CBS 121591, 4845 nucleotides long. RefSeq names its product CLN3-domain-containing protein. Gene Ontology annotation, biological process: triglyceride catabolic process. The record is from RefSeq and is a predicted model, not a curated record. The transcript has 8 exons. Gene Ontology annotation, molecular function: sterol ester esterase activity; triacylglycerol lipase activity. Gene Ontology annotation, cellular component: cytosol; membrane. The coding region runs from base 1 to 4845 and encodes 1614 amino acids. Lineage: Eukaryota; Fungi; Ascomycota; Eurotiomycetes; Eurotiales; Aspergillaceae.